AUGCGCAAAGCGUUCGGAGGGCCAAAACUGCCCAUAGAGCUGCGAAAUCAAAUCGGAGACCCGGCGAAUAACAAGCAGCGCAACGGAUCGCGCAAUGGACCACUGAAUCGCAAGGACAGACGCAAAGCCGAUCGCGUAGACAAGAAGCAACAGAAGAAGCAGGUUAGAAAGCCACCACCAUCAUAUCCUCAACAUGGCCGAGCGCCGCGCCGCGAAUCUCGGUCGGAAGAUGAGGAGGAAGAGGAGGUAGAUUGGGACAACAUCGAAUCAGACGCUACGCCACCGCCUGUAGAGAAAAAAGCACCAGAGAAGCCUUUGAGGGGAAUACUCAAAACGAAGCCAUCCGUAUCAGAAGAAGCAUCACCUCCGCCAGCGAAGAUAUCACGCGCCACAAGAGACAGACUUGCCCAGGAUGAUGCCGAGAUUGCUGCAUUAGAAAAGAGGCUAGGCGUCAAAGGCAAGAAGAAAUCCAAAGGAGCGGACGACGGCCUCGAUGCCAUAUUUGGGGACCUUGGGGAUCUUGGAGAAUUUAGCGAUGAAGAGGAUACACAGCCUACAAAGCGUAAAAGAGAUGAAGAUGACGACUGGCUUGCAAGUAAGAGGCGGAAAGCUUUGGGUCAGCAACCAGAGGAAGACGAGGAAGACGAGGAAGAAGCGUUCGAUUCGGACGACGACUUGGACCUAGAAGAGGCGGGCUUCGAUGAUGACGAAGACGAAGCAGAGGAUGAGGAAGAGGACGAUCUAGAGUCUGAGGAUGACGAAGUCGAAGAUGCAGAACCAGAGCAACCUAAGAUACGAGAGAAUCCAUACGUGGCCCCCGUAGCGCCGGAUGCCCAGCCGACCAAGUAUAUACCGCCUGCACUUAGAGCACCGCCUUCGUCGGAUGCGGAGGCUUUACAACGUCUUAGGAGACAGAUACAGGGUCUCUUCAACCGUCUUUCAGAAGCCAACAUACUAUCCAUCUUGCGCGAAAUCGAGACCAUCUAUCAGAACAACCCCCGUGGAUACGUCAACAACACCCUGGUUGACCUGUUCAUUGGCAUGUUGUCAGACCCCACUGCUCUCCUGGACACAUUUCUCAACCUGCACGCCGGUUUCAUUGCUGCCAUCUACAAAGUCAUUGGCCCCGAUUUUGGCGCGCAAAUGGUGGAACGAAUUGUUGCGGAAUUCGACCGACAUUACGAGGGCAACAAGGGAGGCUCUGGAAAGCAGACGUCAAAUUUGAUGUCUGUGGUAGCAGAGCUAUACACUUUCCAGGUCAUUGGCAGCAACAUCGUCUUCGACUACAUUCGGUUCUUCCUCGAAGAGCUCACAGAAAUCAACACCGAACUUCUGUUGCGAAUAGUGAGGGCAUCCGGUCCACAGCUACGCCAAGACGACCCGACUUCCCUCAAGGACAUUGUCAUUCUUCUCCAAAAGUCCGUAGCCAAGGUCGGCCAAAGCAACCUACCGGUUCGCACCAAGUUCAUGAUUGAGACAAUCACCGACCUCAAAAAUAACAAAAUGAAAACUGGCAUAGCAUCCUCGGCAAUCUCCCGAGAGCAUACCACGCGAAUGAAGAAGCAGCUGGGCACACUCAACUCUCGGAAUCUCAAAGCGACCGAACCACUACGGGUUGGUUUGAAAGACAUCAAAGAUACCGAGAAGAAAGGCAAGUGGUGGCUAGUAGGAGCGAGUUGGCGCAACCAACCGGGUAAUGAGGAGCCGGCCGAAGACAUCAGAAAAGUUGAUCGGACUACGACACAUGUUGGUGACGAAGACGACGACAGCGAAGUUGAUCUUUUGCAGCUUGCACGUGAGCACCGCAUGAACACCGACAUUCGACGGGCCAUCUUCAUUUCUAUAAUGUCGGCCACUGACUUCAAGGAUGCACAAGUGCGACUGAACAAGCUCAACCUCAAAAAGUCCCAAGAAGCAGAGAUACCGCGAGUCAUUGUGCAUUGUGCGGGUGCCGAAAAGACCUACAACCCGUACUACACUGUUCUUGCGCGCAAAAUAUGCUCGGACCACAAGACACGAAAAAGCUUUCAGUUUGCGCUCUGGGACAUAUUCAAGAGUUUAGGGGAAAAGCAAGAUGGUGGUGACGACUCCGACGACGAGGAUGACGAGGCGGGCAGUGACACCUCUCUUCGGAAACUUGUCAAUCAAGGCAAGCUAUACGGCACAUUGAUUGGUCGCAAAGCCAUGCCUAUUACCAGCCUAAAGAACCUCAACUUCGCCUACUUACAGCCGAAAACCAAGACGUUUGUUGAAGUCUUGCUUGUCACCACGAUCCUGGAGGCAUUGAAGUCAUCCAAGACCAAAGACAAGCGCGACGAGCGGGCUGUACGCGAGGUCUUUGUGGAAGCGGACCAAGCGCCUGAAAUGAUUGCUGGUCUGCAGUUUUUCCUGAAGAAGACGGUGGGCAAGACGGAAAUAGUCGAGAGGCCGGAAAAAGAAACCGUGCGGUGGGCGUGCAAGUCCGUCAUGGACAUGCUAACUAGAGCCUUCCCAGCCGAGCUCCGCAAAAAGCUCAACCACAUCUCUCAUCCCACGCCCCAUCCAUUGACGCCUGUCAUCCCAGCCGUAUACUUUACGGCUUCUUUUGGUUGCGUUCCCCCGGCUAUAUUCAGCAUGUUCCGCUCAUUGGCACCCCGCGCCAUCCAACGGGCGUCGCGACCCGUCACUCGAAGCACAUUCUGCGCCUCCAACAUUUACUUCCAGAACCGGUUACGACGCGGAUAUGCGUCAGAAGCUGAGGAGAAGGACCUGGUCAUCAUCGGCGGCGGUGUCGCAGGCUACGUCGCAGCCAUCAAGGCUGGGCAGGCGGGCAUGAAGGUCACCUGCAUCGAGAAGCGUGGCUCCCUCGGUGGAACCUGCUUGAACGUCGGUUGCAUCCCCUCCAAGUCCCUCCUCAACAACUCGCACCUCUACCACCAGAUCCUCCACGACACCAAGGGCCGCGGAAUUGAAGUCGGCGAUGUCAAGCUCAACCUUCCCGCCAUGAUGAAGGCAAAGGACAGCUCUGUUUCCGGUCUUACAAAGGGAAUCGAGUUCCUCUUCAAGAAGAACAACGUCGAGUACAUCAAGGGCACUGGCGCAUUCCAGGAUGAGCACACCAUUGCCGUCAACCUCACCGAGGGUGGCGAGACCACCGUCCGCGGCAAGAACAUUCUCAUCGCCACCGGUUCCGAGGCUACACCUUUCCCCGGUCUGACUAUCGACGAGCAGAAAGUCAUCACCAGCACUGGCGCCAUUGCCCUCCAGGAAGUGCCCCAGAAGAUGACUGUCAUUGGAGGUGGUAUCAUUGGACUGGAGAUGGCCUCCGUUUGGUCGCGCCUCGGCGCUGAAGUUACCGUUGUUGAAUUCUUGGGCCAGAUUGGCGGCCCCGGUAUGGACAACGAGAUUGCAAAGCAGGCCCAGAAGAUCCUCCAAAAGCAAGGUUUGAAGUUCAAGCUCAACACCAAGGUUACUGCUGGUGAGGUUCACGAAGCUGGUGUCAAGGUCAGCGUUGAGGCCGCAAAGGGUGGAAAGGAGGAGACUCUCGACGCCGACGUUGUCCUCGUCGCUAUUGGUCGCCGCCCAUACACUGCCGGACUUGGUCUGGACAACAUCAGCCUUGAGACUGACGAGAGGGGCCGCCUGAUCAUCGACCAGGAGUACCGCACCAAGAUCCCCCACAUUCGUGCCAUCGGAGAUUGCACCUUUGGCCCUAUGCUUGCCCACAAGGCUGAAGAGGAGGCCGUCGCUGCCAUUGAGUACAUCCACAAGGGCCACGGCCACGUCAACUAUGGCGCCAUCCCCUCUGUCAUGUACACCCACCCUGAAGUCGCUUGGGUCGGCCAGAACGAACAGGAGCUCAAGGAGGCCGGUAUCAAGUACAAGACGGGAACCUUCCCUUUCACAGCCAACUCAAGAGCCAAGACCAACCUCGACAGUGACGGUAUGGUCAAGUUCUUGUCAGAUGCUCAGACCGACCGGAUAUUGGGUAUCCACAUCAUCGGUCCCAACGCCGGUGAGAUGAUUGCCGAGGGCACGCUCGCUCUGGAAUACGGUGCCAGCUCGGAGGAUGUUGCACGAACAUGUCACGCUCACCCUACCCUUGCUGAGGCGUUCAAGGAGGCUGCAAUGGCCACCUACGACAAGGCUGUUCACUACUAGAUUCCCCAAUUUCGGUCAGGCUUUUCUUUCAUGCAUCAGCGACACAAUGUUCGAGCUCUCGGGCGUGCGAGCAGGGGGUUAUGAAGAGUACUUUGUAGAAUAUAUCUGAUGCGUCAUGCUCGC
This is a messenger RNA of Exserohilum turcica Et28A, 4263 nucleotides long. RefSeq lists its product as uncharacterized. The record is from RefSeq and is a predicted model, not a curated record. Gene Ontology annotation, molecular function: flavin adenine dinucleotide binding; protein binding; RNA binding. The coding region runs from base 1 to 4140 and encodes 1379 amino acids. Gene Ontology annotation, cellular component: mitochondrion; oxoglutarate dehydrogenase complex. NCBI's taxonomy places the organism in Eukaryota, Fungi, Ascomycota, Dothideomycetes, Pleosporales, Pleosporaceae. The transcript is spliced from 8 exons.